CACGAUUACUUGUUUUGUUACCCCGUCGUAAGAGAUGUGGUAAGUGUUAUAAUGUCAAGAGCUUUGUCUUCCCGCUUAAACUUGGAUCUCGGCAAUAAGCUCAAGGGUUUGGUGUCGGGACAACUCCAUGAUGAAGCAUUGAGACUGUACAAGCUAAAUAUUCAUCCUUUAGGCACCAAUGGCUUCACAGCUAUUCUUCCUUCUGUCAUCAAAGCUUGCUCUUUUCAACACGAGCCUUUCUUACUUGGCGCACAGCUUCAUUGCCUUUGUUUUAAGUCAGGCGCUGAUCGUGAUACUGUUGUUUCCAAUUCUCUCAUCACUAUGUAUGCGAAAUUCUCUAGAGCAUACGCUGCGCGUAAGGUGUUCGAUGAAAUGCUUCAAAGAGAUACUGUUAGCUAUUGCUCCAUCGUCAAUUGUUAUUGCCAGGAUGGGUUGUUGUAUGAAGCGAUGAAGUUGCUUAAGGAGAUGUAUUUUUAUGGUUUUGUUCCGAAGUCCGAGCUGGUUGCAUCUCUGUUGGCUCUCUGCACUCGCAUGGGAAGCAGCAGUAAGGUAGCAAGAAUGCUUCAUGCUCUUGUUCUUGUUGAUGAGAGGAUGCAGGAAUCAGUUCUCUUAUCAACGGCGUUGCUUGAUAUGUACUUAAAGUUUGAUGAUCCUGCAGCGGCUUUCCAUGUGUUUGGUCAAAUGGAGGUGAAGAAUGAGGUCUCAUGGACUGCCAUGAUCUCCGGUUGUGUUGCUAAUCAUAAUUAUGAAGUGAGCAUUGAUUUGUUUCGAGCAAUGCAGAGAGAAAAUUUGAGGCCCAAUCGUGUCACAUUGUUGUCUGUUUUACCUGCAUGUGUAGAAUUGGGUUCUGGCUUAAGGCUGGUGAAGGAGAUUCACGGAAUUUCUUUUCGUCAUGGGUUCCAUUCUGACGAUCGGUUAACAACUGCUCUUAUGACCAUGUAUUCCAGAUGUGGUAGUGUAAGUCUCUCUAGGCUACUUUUCGAAACAUCAAAAGUGAGAGAUGUUGUAAUGUGGAGUUCAAUGAUUAGCGGCUAUGCAGAGAAUGGAGAUUGCUCUGAAGCUAUGAAUCUGUUAAGUCAAAUGAGAAAAGAAGGAAGUGAACCCAACUCGGUUACUCUGUUGGCUGUUGUCUCAGCUUGCACCCAUUCAGCAUCGUUGAAAAUUGCAUCUACAGUCCAUUCUCAAAUCCUGAAAUGUGGCUUCAUGUCACAUAUCUUAUUGAGAAACGCCCUCAUAGAUAUGUAUGCAAAGUGUGGCAGUCUUCCUGCAGCGCUUGAAGUAUUUUAUGAACUUAAUGAGAAAGAUCUUGUGUCAUGGAGCUCAAUGAUUAACGCAUACGGUCUUCAUGGACAUGGUUCAGAAGCUUUAGAAAUCUUUAAAGGGAUGAUAAAAGCUGGACAUGAAGUAGAUGGAAUGGCAUUUCUUGCAGUUUUAUCGGCUUGCAACCAUGCUGGCCUGGUAGAAGAAGCUCAAACCAUAUUCACACAAGCUGGGAAAUACCACAUGCCAGUCACAUUGGAGCAUUAUGCUUGCUAUAUCAAUCUUCUUGGCAGGUUUGGAAAGAUUGACGAUGCCUUUGAGGUCACAAUAAAUAUGCCCAUGAAACCAAGUGCCAGAAUAUGGAGUUCUCUCCUAUCUGCUUGUGAGACUCAUGGCAGGCUUGAUGUUGCAUGUAAAAUUAUUGCAAACGAGCUAAUGAAAUCUGAACCUGACAAUCCAGCCAAUUAUGUAUUGCUUAGCAAGAUCCACACAGAAUCUGGUAACUGCGAUGCUGCAGAAGAAGUGUGGAAGUUUAUGCAAAGACGGCAACUGAACAAAUGCUACGGAUUUAGUAAAAUUGAACUCUGAAUUACAGAUUUUAGAUUACCAAGGAAAAUCGUGGCGUCCUAUAUGAAGAUUCUAUCUAAGGACAGUUCUCUUUUUGCAUUUCAAAAGCAGCAUCACUGAUGCAGAAUGUUCCAACAACUGAAGAGGACACUAGCACACACUACCAUGCAAUAUCUUUUUUACUGAUAUUCAUUAUCAAUAUUGGUGAUUAUGGGAUUUGAGCAACUUAGAAAGCCAAAAGCACUGCCAAACUGGAAUCCAAACAGCUCACAGAGGCUUGGUUGAGGCUUUGCCAACAGAACUGAUAUACAGGAUUUUUUUUCCAUAAGCUUUGUGAGUUAUCCAGUUGCUGUGGCAUGAAAAUAAAGAGCUUGGACCUUU
This is a messenger RNA of Arabidopsis arenosa, 2208 nucleotides long. The record is from the annotation of a GenBank genome assembly. Lineage: Eukaryota; Viridiplantae; Streptophyta; Magnoliopsida; Brassicales; Brassicaceae.